Messenger RNA from Pogona vitticeps (central bearded dragon), 1885 nucleotides. The record is from RefSeq and is a predicted model, not a curated record. NCBI's taxonomy places the organism in Eukaryota, Metazoa, Chordata, Lepidosauria, Squamata, Agamidae.
GGGAAUGCAAUUAUGAUAUUGACACUGAUUCAGUAAAUAGCAUUUGUUUGUAUUAACAGGCAACACAAAAAAAUUCAAAAUUGAUACAAGCAGAUGAAUAAACGGACGGACUGGAAGCAGAGUGAAAGAAAUCUGGGUUUGCUACUGGGGAGGAAACGGCAGUGGUAUGGAGAGCAAGGUCACUUUCAACAUGGAGAGUGGAGCAGGAAGGCACUGGACUGAAGAGGAGGUUAAAGCCUUGUUAAGCGUCUGGUCAGAAAAAAACAUCAGAAAACAGCUCCAUGGAACACUAAGGAAUAAAGGGAUAUUUAUUUACAUUGCUAAAAGGCUACAGGAGUUGGGGAUCUGCAGAGACUGGAAACAAUGUCGUGCAAAGUAUAAAAACCUGAAAUAUGAAUAUAGGACAGUUAAAUAUGCCCACAGUUCUGGAGAUGCCACAAAGACCAUGAAGUUUUUUCAUGAACUGGAUGCCAUAUUGGAACAUGAACCUGUCACACAGUUAACAGAGGAAGAAAACGGCAGGUGUUCAGCAAAUGACAUCAUUAGUGGCACCAGAGAGAACAAUGAAGGCGAAGUCUCAAUUACACUAGAGGAUGAGGAAGAUGUUCCUGAAAAUCCACUACUCUUUAUUUCUCACUGCAGGCCUAUUCAGCUAGGUAACUCAACGGUAAUACUAGACACUUCAAAAAAUCUGCCUUUCAUUCCAUCUGUAGCAAACGAAGGAGGAAAGCACUGGACUGUUAAUGAAGUUAGAGCUCUAAUACGUGUGUGGUCAGACAAAAGCAUCCAGCAACAACUAGAGGGAACAGUGCGAAACAAAAGAAUAUUUGAACAUGUUGCUGCUAGACUCCAAAAAUUUGGGAUUGAAAGGGACUGGAAGCAAUGCAGAACAAAAUACAAAAAUCUGAAACAUGAAUACAAGAGUGUUAAAGAUGCCAGAUAUUCAGGCAACACAAGCAAGAGUAUGAAGUUUUUUAGAGAGCUGGAUGCUAUUUUGGGACAUGGCAAUGCGGACAAAAGCAGCAGAUUAGAUCAUGGCAACAGUGAGAAGCCUGUACAAUGGACGGACACGACGACAGAAAAGAACUUCAGAGCAUUACAUCAAGAUGCUGAUAUAAAGGACUUACUUAGCAAUACAGCAGGAGACCUCAGGCUCACAGAAACAAGGAAGGCAACAGAUGCAGCACUCCACAGCACAGUAGAGAAAGAGAACUAUGUAAAUGGUCAUUUGGAAGAGCAAGUUACCACACACACAAAGGAAGAUAUAAAAGAAGAAGCGACUGAUGUAGCAGUCCCUGAGGAUGACGACUCCAUUAAUACUACUCUAGAAGGCACAGAGUUCCCACACAUAAAGCAAGAGCCAAUUGACAUAGAUGAUGAUUCUAUCACUACAACCUCAGAGGAUGAAUCUGGACUUUCACUAUAUAAAAACAUACCUGGGGCACACAAUCACAUGUCCUUGGAUGAAGCACAGAAUCAUUUUAGAGUUAUUACUAUUAAUGAUACAGGAGCAGGAAAGCACUGGUGUGACAAUGAAGUCAGAGCUCUAAUAAAUAUAUGGUCAGAUGAAGAAAUACAACAAAUGCUUGAAGGAGCAACAAGAAAUAAAGAGAUAUUUGAGGAAAUUGCAAGAAGAUUGAUGAAAAUUGGAAUAGACAGAGAUUGGAAGCAGUGCCGGACAAAGUAUAAGAAUCUGAAAUACGAAUACCGUGCAUUGCAAAAAGAAAAUGAUCAGCAUGGGAAUGCAAAAAGGAAGAUGAGGUUUUAUGAUGAGAUUGACUGCAUCUUGCGAAACCAUCCUGCAGGUAUACAAAACUCCACUGGGAGAAACUACUCUUGUUUUAAAUACAGUAAUAUCUUGGUUUACAAACGCCUCGGUUAACAU